This is a messenger RNA of Bursaphelenchus okinawaensis, 1921 nucleotides long. The record is from the annotation of a GenBank genome assembly. Lineage: Eukaryota; Metazoa; Nematoda; Chromadorea; Rhabditida; Aphelenchoididae.
AUGGGUGAUGAGUUGGUGGAGUUCAAGAUUGGCAAAGUGGUUUGUGGUAAAUGGAAAGUCAUGGAGAAGCUUGGAGCUGGUGGAUGUGGGGCUGUGUACGAAGUGGCAGAACCAAAUCGGCUUCGAUAUCGAGCGGCUUUGAAGGUAUGAGGUCUUUGAGUCUUAUUUGUAUGAUUUUUGUUGAAUAUCUGGCUAGAAGUGGCUUGUUAUUUUGGUUUUUGUUGUUAUAGGUACAAGAAUGUAUCUUUUUUAAAAGAAACCUGUCAGAAGAGAGAAUAUACUUCAAGUUUUAUAUUGUUUUAGGUUCAAAAAUCUACAGAUUUACUAAUCAUAGCCCUUUUCUUUACAAAAACAGCUUAAAAUAGGUAACAAAGACACAAAUUUUCAGGUCGAGUCAAACAACAUUGAAGACGGCGGAGUUCUGAAGCUGGAAGCCGAAGUUUUAACCAAGCUGUCUUCACGAAAAAAGUGUAUCCGCCUUCUGAAUUCGGGGAAACGAAAAACCUACUCGUUCAUCGUCAUGACUCUUUGUGGACCUGAUCUCAUGUUUCUGAAACGAGUUGAUGCCGAUAAGAAAUCCAUGUUCAAACACGUUGACAACCGUUUUUCGCCUGAAACUGGCGUUAGGAUUGGAGUGCACGCUUUGUAUGCUAUCAAACAGGUGGGGGUUAGUCGAAAAGUUUAGGGAAUUUUGGUUUUUUUGGUCGAAAAGUAGAAAGAGCUGGGGUUUUUUGGUCCAAAGUUUGUUCAAAUAAUUCUGUACCCCCUUAACUCCGAAAAUUUGCUUAGGGGUACAGAAUUAUUUGAAACACCUAAAUAAAACUCAACUUCAGCUCCACGAAAUUGGCUACGUUCACCGUGACGUCAAGCCAGGGAACAUGGUCAUCGGCGUCAGCGGCUACGACACUCGUGUCAUCUUCAUGAUCGACUACGGUAUGGUACGCUCCUACGCCGGACCAGGACCAGACGGCAAAAUGCAGUUACGCAAAGCCAGAAACAAGGUGCUACUGAGAGGCACGCUACGCUACUGCUCAUUGGCUGUUCACGAACGUCGCGAGCAAGGCCGGGUCGAUGAUUUGUGGUCGUUGAUGUACAUGUUGGUGGAAUUGUUGGUUGGUCUACCGUGGUCGAAUGAGACGGAAGAAGCGCCAUUGAAGGAUGUUAAGCAGGGUACCACUUGUGAAAAGUUGUUUCAGGGCUGCCCUCGGGAGUUUAACAAGAUUACGGACCAUUUGAAGGAGCUGAAGUAUGAUAACCGACCGAAUUAUCGACUGAUCUACGAUUGUGUAGGUGAUUUUGGGGUUUUUAGCGUUUUUUGUACUAUAAGGUAACAUUUUGAUGAAUUUUUGUGUGUUUUCUUGUUGUUUUUGAUAUUUUUGGUAUGUUAAGGUACACGUUCGAUGAUUUUUUGUGGUUUUAAGCCUACAAUUUAGUGUAUUUUAUAAUUGAACUUUCGUAUUUUACAUAUUUUAUAAAUUUACGGCUGUUUUUUAGUUUAUUGAAUCGAUGAAACGAAUGAAGGUGACCUUCUCUAUGCCAUACGACUGGGAAGAGAAGGUGGAUACUGCAGACUUUUCGGCUCUGAGCAUUUCUGAAGGAAGAAACGAGAAAAACAACAAAAAACCAACACGUAAGUUUUUAAAAAUUUGAAUUUUGGUACUUGAAAAUUUAGGUUUUUAAAAUUUUUCUAUGGUUUGGUACUUAAACAAUGGCGAUUUUUUAAAUUCUAUAAAUUAAAGUGGCUUUUUUAAUCAAUGGUGGUUUUUUGAUUUUUUGUGGUUUAAUCAAACUAAUAAGCGUUAUUGAUAAUGAAAAGCAUUAAAAAGUAAGAAAAGUAAGUAUUUUAGCCGAAGAAUACGAAUGGAAGUGCUAUCCUACUACUGACCCUAAGGCAUUCGACGAAAAAGUGAUUGAUGUAUGA